AUGAUUGUACAUGCGGCCCGAGAUGCAAGGCGGGCGAUCAAGAGCAGGGGGGGGGGGGGGGGGGGGGGGCAUGCGGAUGAAUGCACAGCGGCAAGCAGAAGGACGGAGGCGGAAGAAAGACCCGCGGGCGCGGGGUUUGAGUCCCGACGAAGGAAAAAGGGGAGAUACUCCAAAUAUACGGGGUUGUCAGGCACCACACGCGCCGCGAUAUGA
Molecule: messenger RNA, 213 nt
Organism: Dicrocoelium dendriticum
Lineage: Eukaryota; Metazoa; Platyhelminthes; Trematoda; Plagiorchiida; Dicrocoeliidae
Source: the annotation of a GenBank genome assembly